ACUGUCGCGCGUUCCCAUUGGCUGCUAACCCUCGUGCAUCGAGUUGGGCCCGCGCAAGCAGAACAACGUCCCGUCGAUGUAACACAAACGUCGUUCAUUAUCAUCACUGCCGACGUUCUCAACAUCGUCCCGUUGUUGUUGUUAUUAUAUAGGUGGUGUGCGACUGCGUGCGGUCACCGCGCGAGAAUCAAGCGCUGCACAACACGAGGACGUUGCCGGCUUCAAGUACACGGUCAGGAUGGGCGAGCGCGACGUACAGAUGAGGCAGGCGGGGAAGGAUGAGCUGCUCUGCGUGUCGCCACUCUUGGCAUCGUUCAAAGGAUUCCAGCUGGAGCUGGACGCGCGGCACGACAAGUACGAGCGGCUGGUGAGGCUGAGCCGCGACGUCACCAUCGAGAGCAAGCGUACCAUCUUCCUGCUGCACCGCGCCACUGUCAGCGGGGCGAGGCUGGAGGAUCUGCUGCUUGAGUCGGAAUCGAAGCUGAGCGCCGUGCGGCAAAAGGUGCGCAGCAUCGCUUUGGAGCUGCAGGGAGAGAACAUGUACCAGUAUCUGAGAGCCUUCACAGCAGGCCUGCAGGAGUACGUGGAGGCGGUGUCAUUUCGUCACUUCCUGAGCACACAGACGCUCAUCACCCGGGAGGAGGUCAACCAGCAGCUGGUGUUCCCGGGCGAGCCAUCCGUGAGCCUGGAAAUCACAUUGACCGAUUACAUCCUGGGUGUGGCCGACCUGACAGGCGAGCUAAUGCGCCUGUGCAUCGCAAGUGUUGGCGGCGGUGGCGGCGGCGGUGGCGGCAGCGGUGGCUGCGAGCCGGACCCAGACACCCCCUUCCGUCUGUGCCGCUUCUUGCGGGAGGUGUACGACGGCUUCUGCUUCCUGGGCAACCUGGGGCCCUACGAGCUGUCGCGCAAACUGCACGUGCUGCGCCAGAGCCUGUCCAAGUGCGAGGACGCGUGCUACGCGCUGCGCGUGCGUGGCUCCGAGGUGCCGCGGCACAUGCUCGCCGACCUGGUGUCUCUCCGUGGCGGGGGGGGGACGCGCGGUCUCGCCGAGGGUGAGCGAGACGGUGACGCGGGGUUGUAGCUCGCGCGUUCCAGGUCCAACGGCGCCAAGUUUUCCUGCGUAUUUUUUUUAUAUACACGCGCGCUCGUGUGUUUUGACUUGUGUCGUCUACAUAUUGUCCAUACAAAGUGCGUCGCUGCUCACAUGACAGUGGGCUGUGCUCAUAUCUGUGGGCUGCUGCCUUGAGCCAUCGGUGGGAAUUCAACAAGGCUCGGGUGGAGGCCUCUCUCCCCAUAGGGUAACCGUUGAUGAUUUCCCAUAAGUGGUAGUCUUGUUGUUUACCCAUGGAGGUGAUUGGCUGAGCUGACUCCUGAUUUUUGUUAUGUGACCUGGCUAUCAGUUGAACUUGCAAGUUAUAUGAAAGUGUCUCUUAAAUUUCACUGCAAUCGGCAGAGCUCUUGUCAGAUUUAUAUUGGGGAAUGAACGUGGAAAAUAACACUGCUGAACUACCUCUGAAGGCUUUGCCAUAACAAUAUUACCCUACUAAUUUAGUAGUUCGCUCCAUAGCUAUUAUUUAAUUUGAAACUAUACUACAGUGGCUAAGCCUGGCCAAUUAAAAUAUAUAUGGGAUGUUGGGAUAAUUAUUCUUUUGGGUAUGUGUGGGAAGAAGCUAGUUAAUGGAAGAACCCACAUUUAGGCUCCACAGAUACGCAGGCACUCACAUGUCUGUCUUACAACCCAUUUAGUUUUGUUGAAUUCAACAGCCUUCCCACACAGCCGCUCUACUGGCGUGUUACACCACUCACGCACUACUUGGAUUACCCUUGGUUGGAGGUCAGAAUUUUUGGACUCUGUAGUUCCGACUCUGUGCUUGAUACAGGUGUAGCGUUACCUCCAUCAACAUCCUGGUCACUCUUGUCACAUGUCCCCCUAACUCUGAUCCACUCGCCACCCACGAAGCUCCAUCCCUUUUCAUGUUCCUGAACAAGUCAAGUGCCAGGUUACCCCUUGAGCUGACCAGACUGGCGGCAGUGUUGUAUCAAUGUCUUUUGACACUGAUAUAGAAGAGUGUAUAGCCAUUGGCUUGUUUGUAAUAAAACGACUUUUAAUAGGCUUUAAAAUGCAAAUAAAUGCCUCGAUACCUU
Molecule: messenger RNA, 2145 nt
Organism: Petromyzon marinus (sea lamprey)
Lineage: Eukaryota; Metazoa; Chordata; Hyperoartia; Petromyzontiformes; Petromyzontidae
Gene: TSNAX
Product: translin associated factor X
Molecular function (GO): sequence-specific DNA binding
Source: RefSeq, a predicted model, not a curated record